AUGGGUGUUAUUGAUUAUAUUUCAGAUUUUUUCUCAGUGUCCCCAGCCACAGGAAAGAAACGCAAACCAAUGCAGACCGUGGAGAUCAAAGUGAAAAUGGACUGUGAUGGCUGUGAAAGAAGAGUUAGAAAUUCUGUUGCCCACAUGAAAGGUGUGAAACAAGUGGAGGUGAAUAGAAAGCAAAGCAAAGUGACUGUAACUGGGUACGUUGACCGAAACAGGGUCUUAAAGAAAGUGCAGAGCACAGGAAAGAGAGCAGAUUUUUGGCCCUAUAUUCCUUACAAUUUGGUGGCUUAUCCAUAUGUAGCACAAGCAUAUGACAAGAAGGCACCAUCAGGUUAUGUGAAAAACGCUGUGCAAGCAUUCCCUACCCCAAAUGCACUCGAUGAGAAACUCACCUUCCUCUUCAGUGAUGAAAACCCCAAUGCAUGUUCAAUCAUGUAA
This is a messenger RNA of Abrus precatorius (Indian licorice), 444 nucleotides long. Its product is annotated as heavy metal-associated isoprenylated plant protein 21-like. The transcript is spliced from 3 exons. Gene Ontology annotation, molecular function: metal ion binding. The coding region runs from base 1 to 444 and encodes 147 amino acids. NCBI's taxonomy places the organism in Eukaryota, Viridiplantae, Streptophyta, Magnoliopsida, Fabales, Fabaceae. The record is from RefSeq and is a predicted model, not a curated record.